GUUGAUACAGAGGGGGCCCAACAUUACAGGAGCUCAAUGCCGAGAUCAUGGACUUCUUCCUCCACAUCCAAGAAGUAACAGCUGUGCUGUUUCUGAGGCUCAGGCGGAGGUUCCUUCAGACUGCCUUUCUCUUGUGCAUGAUUGUGCUUCUUUUUCUGUGGCCCUCUUUUCUCUAUGGCAGUUUCUACUACUCUUUCAUACCAACUGCAAACUUCAUUACUCCUGUGCACUUCUAUUACAGAACAGACUGUCCGCAUGCCCAGCACUCGCUCUGCUCCCUUCCCAUGGCAAACUUCUCACUCCUCGGGAACAGCAAUAAGAAACAGGUGAUGACCUAUGGCCAGCCCUACCAGAUCACACUGGAGCUAGAAAUGCCAGAGUCUCCAGCCAAUGAGCAGCUAGGAAUGUUCCUGGUGAAGAUGUCCUGCUACUCCUAUAAUAGCCAGAUUAUCGAUUCUUCUGCCCGCUCUACUAUGAUUCACUAUCGCUCCAGCCUGCUACAGUCUCUGGGGACCCUUACACUUUUUCCUUUGCUGUUGAUGGGUGCUACUGAGCAGAAGCAGCGUGUCCUGGUGGAGCUCUAUUCCUCAUAUAUCAACAACUCAUAUAAACCCACUAUUGGAGCCAUUAUAGAAAUCUACUCUCAACAGGUUCAAAUCUACAAAGCCGAUCUCUACAUUCAUGCUCGCUUCACAGGCAUCGGGUACAUCCUCUAUCACUUCCCCCUGACUUCAGCUGUUGUGGGUGUAAUAAGUAACUUCAUCUUCCUCUGCAUGCUCAUCCUCAUCAGCUAUCCGAACAUCACCCUGGACUGCCACCCAAAUCCACAAGUUGUAAAUUGGAAUAAAAUAAGGCUGAAGAGUGCAAGAGCCAAACAUCAGUAUGAGAGAACCACACAAACUGAGGACCACAGUGCAGCCACAAAGACAUAUCUGCAGGAUGCCUCUGUAAUAGGAUCCGGUGACAUCAUGAAUUCCAGUUCAGGCCACAUGGAAGAAUCCAUUCUUCACACACAGAUGGAGGAAGACAUGAACAUGGAACAUGAAUCAUCCCAUAGGCUUUGCUGAGGGUCUGUCUGUAUCUGGGGCUGAUGACAGGGAUAUUUAUUUGAAGUAUAGAUUUCUGUCUAAGGUAUCUUCAGAUUAAUUUCUGCCUUCCUCAUACCAAGAAAAGACCUGCUAUCAGAGUGGAACUUUCUUAAGCUCAUAGGACAAAUGGGGAGGUUUAGAAAUUGGGGUAAAGUUUAUGAAAAGUAAAUGCAACAGUGAGGAAAUAUUCUCAGUUUCAUAGCUUGAAUCUAUGCUUUUUAUGCUAAAAUGAA
Molecule: messenger RNA, 1321 nt
Organism: Electrophorus electricus (electric eel)
Lineage: Eukaryota; Metazoa; Chordata; Actinopteri; Gymnotiformes; Gymnotidae
Gene: bscl2l
Product: BSCL2 lipid droplet biogenesis associated, seipin, like
Biological process (GO): lipid droplet organization; lipid storage
Cellular component (GO): endoplasmic reticulum membrane
Source: RefSeq, a predicted model, not a curated record